This is a messenger RNA of Arabidopsis lyrata subsp. lyrata, 981 nucleotides long. RefSeq names its product dirigent protein 2. The transcript has a single exon. The coding region runs from base 38 to 595 and encodes 185 amino acids. NCBI's taxonomy places the organism in Eukaryota, Viridiplantae, Streptophyta, Magnoliopsida, Brassicales, Brassicaceae. The record is from RefSeq and is a predicted model, not a curated record.
UACACAACAUUAUCAUAGUAUUAUACAGACAACUAACAUGGCUAAACGUUUUCUGAUUCUUCUUCCUCUCUUCUCAACUAUUCUUCUUCUUGCCGUAACCGUUACAGAAUCCGAAGCUUACUCGACAACAACGCCGUUUCAAGGCUACAAGCCGGAGUGCUUCACUCACCUCCACUUUUACUUCCAUGACGUCAUCACCGGUGACAAACCUACCGCCAUCAAAGUCGCCGAAGCCCGCCCAACAAACUCCCUCAACGUCAAUUUUGGCGUGAUUAUGAUCGCUGAUGAUCCGUUGACAGAAGGACCUGACCCGAGUUCAAAGGUAGUGGGAAGAGCUCAGGGGAUGUACGCAUCGACGGCCAUGAAGGACAUAGUCUUCACAAUGGUAUUUAACUUGGCUUUCACGGAAGGAGAGUUUAAUGGAAGCACCCUCGCGAUGUAUGGCCGGAAUGAUAUAUUUUCGAAGGUGAGAGAGAUGCCGAUUAUUGGAGGAACCGGUGCUUUCAGGUUUGCUAGAGGGUAUGCACAGGCCAAGACUUAUAAGAUUGUUGGUCUAGAUGCCGUGGUCGAGUAUAAUGUCUUCAUUUGGCAUUAAUUAUUUCGCAUAUUUGUUGUUUAAUGUCUUUCAAAAAUAAAUAAAAUUUCACUUUGGUUUUCUUGUAUUGUUUUUGUUAUUUUUGUUCUGUUUGUGUUGUGUCGUUUUGUUGGAUUUGAACCUUUGAUUAAAUCUACAAAAGAGUAAGCUUCAAUGAGAACAAGAAGAAGAAGAAGAACAGAGCAAAAGAAGAAGCAACGGCUCGUGAUUGAAGAGAAGAAGAUGUACGACAUAUGCAAAGUCAACAUGAGAAAGGAGUUGGGCUUUGUGUGGUUUGGUCCUAAGAAGACUAAUGGGCUGCGUUUUGGUUAAGGCCCAAAUAAAAGAAGUGUGUUUUUGUUAAGAGUUGUUGUACUAAGUAGAGUUGCUAAGAGCAUGAUUAUCCA